Molecule: messenger RNA, 1278 nt
Organism: Podospora anserina S mat+
Lineage: Eukaryota; Fungi; Ascomycota; Sordariomycetes; Sordariales; Podosporaceae
Exons: 2
Source: RefSeq, a predicted model, not a curated record
GAAGAAGAGGCUCGUUUGCUGGAAGAGUCUCGGCGACGUGCUGCUGAGCGCAGAGCUCCCGUUGCUGGCGCUGCUCCAGAGAUCAGCCACACCCCCAGUGACCCAGCUUCUCAGCGACGACAACAGCGUGCCCAGGAAGCCAGUGGCCACACCCGGAUGCCAUCAUCAUCCUUGGCCCAGCAGCAACCCUCUGCUAUCCCACCUCCACUGAGACCUAGAAAUGCUCAGACCCCGCAGAACUUUAGCUCUACGCCCCAGCCGGGUGCCGGAGCAGCCCCAUCGCAACCUGGCGCGGACCCGACAUCACAAGCCAUGGGCUCCACUCGGGUUAAGAAUUCGUUUCCUCAUGCUUUUGAGCGCUGGGAGGCCCUGUCUGCGCACUGGGAAGGUAUGACCAGCUUUUGGUUGCGCAGGCUUCAGGAAAAUACAGAUGAGGCUGAGCGAAACCCAAUAUCGUCUCAGCUCUCUCGCCAAGUUGCAGACUUGUCGGCUGCAGGCGCCAAUCUCUUCCAUGCCGUUGUCGAACUGCAGAGACUGCGUGCCAGUUCUGAGAGGAAGUUUCAACGUUGGUUUUACGAAACUCGUUCUGCCGAAGAGCGUCAUCAGGAAGUCAAUGCUACCCUGCACGCUCAACUUGAGCAGGAGCAACAGCGACGAAUUGAGGCUGCUGACAAUGCGGCGAAAUACGAAGCUGAGAACGCCAAGCUUCAGAAAUUGGUUACCGAAAUGCGACGCGAAUUGCUUAUCUCCAAGGAAGAAGCCCGCCGGGCGUGGGAGGAGCUUGGUCGUCGCGAACAGGAAGAGCGUGAGCGUGUCGCUGCUUUGCAGCAGGGCGCUCCAACCACUGUUGGGGGUGUGCCCGUUGUCGUGAUGACUCAAAGUGUCCCGAGCCGUGAGCCAAGCCGUCACCAGCGUUCGCAAAGCCAGCAAACCGCCGACACUUCGGAAUACAUCGCUGCCCAAGGACCUCAAUACCCCGACUAUGCUCAAUCCACGACUUCUCAACCUCGCGCUUCUUCGCCGGACAACCACCCAGGAUAUUUCGUUCCGACCAAUGAACCUCCUCGCCAAGCUCAGUAUGCUGCCGAGUCCGAAGCUGGUUACGACGAAGGUACGUGUUCCUGCACGUACACUGGACAACCCGACUACUCAGGACAAAGUUUUGCGGCUCCCGGUUGGGAACAAAUGCCUCGACACCACCAUCCAACUCGGCUCAGUGACGUUCUAGAGGAAGACGAGCGCAGUCGGACAUCGGCGAGCCAAGUCAGUCGAGCCUGA